Exophiala mesophila is the source of this 2098-nucleotide messenger RNA. RefSeq lists its product as uncharacterized. The record is from RefSeq and is a predicted model, not a curated record. The coding region runs from base 705 to 1502 and encodes 265 amino acids. Lineage: Eukaryota; Fungi; Ascomycota; Eurotiomycetes; Chaetothyriales; Herpotrichiellaceae. The transcript has 2 exons.
CAGCAGAGGACCUUGACAUUUCUGAUCAGACCUGCAGCAAGUUGGCCGUUCUGGGCAGGCCGACACCGCAGCUGAGAAUGCAUGAACAAUCUAAUCAUGCAGCCAUUGUCUCUAGAAUUAAUGUCCUUUCGGUGGUUGUUUGCCAGACGCAGGACGGCAGUAAAUCAUCCUGUCGUACUCGACGAAUACGUAGCCACGAGCCCAAUGACGCUUCAAAGCAGGAUACGCAACAAAGCGAGUUGAGGGCUGUGACGUCCCCAUGAAUUCACCCCAUACGGCCGCCCGUGGUGCCCUCGGGCCUAAGGGAACAAAUCGAGCAAAAUCGCCAAGACGACGAUUGGAGCCUGCUCUUUGCACCAUCUCCUCGACCUUGUUUUGCUCCUUCAACGAUUCUGCCUCAUGUUUGACGAUCGAAGCGAACAACUACUCUACGCGAUUUGCGCCCGUUCAUGCUCCGUCUUAAUUGGAACCCCUCUUGUGUUUGCCAUCACCGGAGCAGGUUGCCGCCAGAACGCGCCUUCACAACUAUCCCCAACAACGCAACAGCGUGCGCUUCAUGGUCACUAGUUGUUGUCACGGAAUUCACCUUUUGAUCACCCGAUCCUUGUGCAAUCGGCACUUCUCUCGUGAGACCCUCUCCACCUCGAUGGCUAGAAAUAGCCCCAGAGAAAGAUCAUUCUUCAUUUCGCAAUCAGAAGAACAAGAUGAAUAAGCAUGCCGCAACGAUGGUAAGAAAUGCCGAGCUGAUGGGGGAUGAUAUCGUUGGAAUUUUCCUUUCAGAAGAAGUACUCGGCUCUUCAAGCAAGACCAAGCCAAUGGGGGACAAACUGCGGCGCUUCAUCCAUCAUCAGGAGAGCAUCCAGUGUCUCCGCCCGCUAGGCAGUGGGAUACACGGGGCGGUACUUCUUGCUACCAUCAAGAACGUCAAAUAUGCAUUGAAAGUGUUCAAGUAUUGGAAACAACCUGGUCCCGUCUUCGAUUCAUAUGAGAAAGCAAUCUAUACCUCUCCACUUGCGAACGAAAGCCGAGCAUUCGCUCGACUUCACGCAGCUAGAAAAGACGGGACAUGGGCGGUUAGGUGUCAUGGGUGGAUGAAGCUAUCAGAUGCACAGUUCAGGGAUAUCGGGGAUGUUUUCGAUGGAGAAGGUCUAAGCCGUUGGGUCAUCGUCAAAGACUACCUACCAAUGUUGACAGACGCUUCCCACACCAACCAAAUUUUGAAGAAUUUCGCAAUCCCUAAGGAGCUACGACUUUUACCUCAUGAUGUUCUCCCUCAAAAUUACAGGGGAUCACAGAUUGUCGACCUCUCAUGCACUUUGACGUCUCCAUGUCCGGAAUGGUCGGAAUUCGAAUUCAAUCUCUUCUACUCGGAGACUGUCUAUGGUGUGUUGGACUGGUUUGAGGAUCCACCCAAGAGGUCAUUCCUAACGUCAGAAACCUUUCUUUCCAGAACCCUUGCUUUUCUCCUUCGCCCGUUUUGUGCUCUAGGUAGAAGCAAUUAGCGCUAGCCCUCCAGCUCCUCGGAUAAAGGGCAUACUUGGAUACGAUCACCUCGGUCUCGCAACGGUGAGUAGGUCUCUUGAACGGAAAGAUCCUUUCUGGUCUCCAUAUGCAGCCACCACAAUGCCAACUUUACUGUCAAUAACCCUUUCCCUGCGGCGUCCCAUGGGAUACUUUUGAAUUGGAGCGGGCCGUACUCAAUAUUUGGAUUCGCAUCGUCACUGAAACUAGAUCCGGUGUCGAGAGACAUCGCUUGAAGACCAGAACUGACCGUCUCGGCGGAGAAAGUGCGUGAGUGUGAUGUUCGAUCUCGCGUGUUCUGCGACACGUUUCUGGAAGCUCUGAAGGCGGCCAGACCUGGUCCUAUCACUUCUCUCGAGACCUUGAUGGGGACGAGUUCCUCUGGCGUGAUAAUGUACCCUUGACGAACACCCCACUGGCGGCCACAGUAUGUUUGAGUCUGCUGAAAGGGCGAAGUAUAAUCUGGUCGACGACGACCUUCUUUUGAAGUGCUCCAUUUUGAGGCGAGCUUGGUUUCUCCGGGGCAAAAGUUUUUAUAGCCAAAAGCUGUUAUCUCACACUGUCGAAUUCCAGCCCA